Messenger RNA from Cannabis sativa, 970 nucleotides. Its product is annotated as late embryogenesis abundant protein D-34-like. The transcript has 3 exons. The record is from RefSeq and is a predicted model, not a curated record. Bases 100 to 714 code for a protein of 204 amino acids. Lineage: Eukaryota; Viridiplantae; Streptophyta; Magnoliopsida; Rosales; Cannabaceae.
CAGCCACGUAAGCCUCAAAGCGACCAGGAACCGAUCAAAUACGGCGAUGUUUUCAUUGUAAGCGAUGAACUCGCAGAUAAACCUAUUGCUCCCGUGGACAUGAUGCAAAAUUCUGAAUCGAUCACAUUGGGCCAGGCCCAGAACGAGAGUUCAGGCUUUGUUGGCCUUGUGGACGACUCGGACAUGGCUGGAGCCAAAGCCGAAGCCGAAGGUGUCUCUGUAGCCGAGGAGACUCAUCAAGACGUGCCUGUGGCUUGGGUGGUUAAUCAUGAGUAUGGUGAGCCGAGUAGGGCCACAGGUGAGGCGCCGCUGAGUGAGAUGAGUGCAAUAACAAUAGGAGAAGCUCUAGAAACAACAGCCAAGACCAUCGGAUAUAAGGCGGUUGACCAGAACGACGCGGCUGCCAUUGAAGCUGCGGAGGCCAGAUGUAUAGGCAGUGAUAGUAAUGUGGUAAUAGCUGGUGGCCUCACUGGGUUGGCUCAGUCAGCAGUGUCCUUGAAUCGCGCUGUUUCCGAGAAGAAUAAGAUUAAGCUCAAAGAUAUUUUAACCGACGCAACUUUGAAGCUGGCUAUUGACAAGGCGGCGACACGGGAGGACGCGGAAGAGGUAGUGGAAGCAGAGUUGCUGAACAAGCCGAUUCCGGUGACAACGCCGGGCGGAGUGGCGGCAGCUGUGAAGUCAGCUGCUAGACUCAACGAAACUUCAACUAUAUGAUCAUACGUACUUGCGCGCUUUUAUAUAUUAAUUUACAUGGCACUUCUUUUCUUUCCUUCACUUAAGUAGUACUAUGUUUUUCUUUUUUCUGUUUUGAGAAAUAUAAGAACGAAUAAUUAAUAGUGGGAAUUGUGUAUUUUCCUUUUGUCUAUUUAUUCAGCUGCUUGAUUUUCAUUUUCAUUUUUGUCUUCUAUAUAAUGUUGCGUAACUAUGCCUUUGCAUGGACUGGCUAUUAAAAAAAAUAAUUUUAUAUAUA